AUGGAGAAGUCUUCCCUAUCGGCCUGCAACUCUCAGCUACCCAAGGCACUCAAUGCCCUCCUUAAGUACUCUGCGAAGAAGUCAGCUGAGAAGGCCACCAGAGACCUGCUGGCUGAGGAGGCUGGCGACACUGUCACUGUGCAGAUUAAUGUUGAUAAGAUACAGGGAAAAGCUGAUAAUAAAUAUCGGUUGAUACAAGUACCUCACUCGAUUCACGGCAAGAACGGCAUCGAGGGACUGUCCAUUUGCCUUAUAGCUCGGGAUCCUAAGCAAACCGCUCAGAAGCUGGUGGCCAAAUACAAUUUGCCCAUUGCCAAGAUUGUAACCAUCAAGGCUCUACGAUCGAAGUACGCGGCUCGUUUUGAGCUCCUCCGGGAUCUGGCCAACGCUCACGACGUCUUUCUCUGCGAUUCCUCCGUGUCCGAUAUGCUCCCCAAUCUCCUUGGCAAGUACUUCUUCCAUCACAAAAAGCAAAAGAUACCGGUUCCCGUCAAGUGGCCUACUUCUAGCGACGUGGAUCCUACCAAGCAAAUUGAGAAGGCGCUCAACAGUACCCGUUAUCGUAAGAGUACUGGAGCUAGCAUCAGCGUCCGUAUUGGUGACACGUCCAUGGCUAAGGAGGAUCUCGUCGAGAACGCUAGAGUCGUCCUUGAGGCCUUGUCGAGCGACAUGUUGUCAGUGAAACGUAAGAUCCUUAGUGUCGGCGUCCAGAGUACAGACUCGAUCAUGCUCCCCGUAUGGGCGGCUGAGGCGCCGAAACCUGUGGCAGAAGAGAAAUCUGGAAAGAAGGGCGUCAAACGGGUACGCUUUGAGGUGGCUGAAGAGGAGGAGGAGGAGGAGGAGGAGGAGGAGGAGGAGGAAGAAGAAGAAGAAGACGUUGGCAAGAUGAAGCUGUCGGAAGUCCCUGUGGGAAAAUUGGAGGAGAGACGUGAGAAGAAGCGUGUGGCUGUUGCGGCUGAGGCGCCUCGGAAGAUCUCAAAGCCUAACGAGAAGAAGGGCAAGAAGAAGACUGCUAAUAAGAAGAAGCCUCGUAGAAAAUAAUGUGGUGACCAGAAGCAUCUGAGCUCAUCCCCGGCCAGACGUAUUCUAUCGGCUCUAUCGGCACUGUCCUUAUAUCG
Molecule: messenger RNA, 1118 nt
Organism: Perkinsus marinus ATCC 50983
Lineage: Eukaryota; Perkinsozoa; Perkinsida; Perkinsidae
Product: 50S ribosomal protein L1P, putative
Exons: 9
Coding region: 1-1041 (346 amino acids)
Source: RefSeq, a predicted model, not a curated record